This is a messenger RNA of Prunus armeniaca (apricot), 198 nucleotides long. The record is from the annotation of a GenBank genome assembly. NCBI's taxonomy places the organism in Eukaryota, Viridiplantae, Streptophyta, Magnoliopsida, Rosales, Rosaceae.
AUGAAGAAGAAGUACCAGGGCUCAACGAAGGUGAAGCGUUCAAUGCUGCAACCACUAAGGAAAGAUUUUGAGACUCUUCAAAUGAAACAAGGAGAGUCUGUCAAUGAUUAUUUUUCAAAAGCAAUGGCAAUUGCAAACAAGAUGAGUAUCCAUGGCGAGAAGAUGGAAGACGUGACCAUCGUAGAAAAGAUCCUAUGA